UUUUCUUAUCCAUCCAUCAAUGACUCCUCCCGUCAUUCCGUCGUCGUAGUGCAGAAGCAGGAAAAAUAAAAAGUGCUUGUGGUUCCAGCAGAGGUGCAUAAUAUCGUAAUUACUGGAUAAAAAUUGUUCGUCCUGUGUCCAAUUCACCCGAAAUCAGUGGAGGAGCAUUGCAUUUAGCUGCCCGUCAGCCGCCAAGAAUUCUUAAUUCGUAAUCAUUCAACAUGUCUGCCCCUGAGGGAUCUUCAAAUGGUUUUCCUAAAUUACCGCCCCCACCGACCGGUAGCACCCAGCCCACGGCCGGCAGCGCCAACGGAGCGGCGGCCAAUCGGCUCAAGCAAACCCAAGCCCAGGUGGACGAAGUGGUCGGCAUCAUGCGCGUGAACGUCGAGAAGGUGCUGGAGCGGGAUCAGAAACUCUCCGAACUGGAUCAACGGGCGGACGCACUGCAGCACGGAGCGUCCCAGUUCGAGCAGCAGGCCGGCAAGCUUAAGCGGAAGCAGUGGUGGGCCAACAUGAAGAUGAUGAUCAUCAUGGGUAUCAUCGGGGUCGUGCUGCUAAUUAUCAUCAUCCUCUCCAUCAUUUAUUAAACCAUUUCUUUCAACGUCCCCCAAACGCGCACACAAGUACAUGCAUACAUACACGCACACUCGUAGCAGAACCAUCCACAGUUCUUUUUCCUCCCAGUAACAAUGAAGACGAAGAAUAACACGUUUAGGAUCACGCACCGAAAAGGGGAGAAAACUCGCCGUCAGAGAAAAACGCGCAAUCCAAUUUAUUUUUUCCUAGAUGCCGGCCCAGAACCAUUAUGAUAGGUGACCAUUUUCCUUCGCAGAAAAGAAAAGAAAGGACAGGACCUUUCAGAAAUUGUACGGCGGAAGAUUAUCGCAGCACGAUAGCAUAAUAGAUGACCGUGAAAAAAUGGCAUGAUCCGUUGUUGAAUCUUUUUUUUUAUCCAUUGAUGCUUGGAACGAGGCGGUUUCUUCUUUCGAUCAUGGUGGGGGAAAAAAGGUCCGUAUACGAAAUAAAGGUGAUUCAUCUAUCGCCUUAUUUGCGUUAAAAAUUAAGAAGGAAAAAAACGAUUUCCACUCGGAUUCAGAAGCAAUAAAACAAUAAAGGUCUCAAAGGUUAGGUCAGCCUGGGCUCUAGACGAGGAAGUGAUGAAGUUCAGGAACUUAUCGUGAGCUUGAAAUAGAUUAACACCAAUAGUCAUCGGUUUCCGGUUUUGACUGUAAAAUCCUUUACCAGUUUAAGAAUGUAGAACCACUUAUGGCAAUCAGGAAAUGAAGGCAUCACUAAAUUAAUUUACCUAACAGUUUCCAUUCUAACAAGGUUACAGGACGAAACGUCAAUUAUUUUUCUCGAAAAAAUGAAAUUUAACUAGCGACGAUGAGAAUGCUAUUAUGUAGACUUUUAUAUAAUUGUUAUCAAUCUAUCUUUAUGGAAUGCCAAUCUUUAAAUAUAUUAAAGGAUACUAGUUGUACUAUGUAUAGGAAGAAAA
Armigeres subalbatus is the source of this 1498-nucleotide messenger RNA. It is a transcript of the gene Syb, whose product is annotated as synaptobrevin. The transcript is spliced from 4 exons. Gene Ontology annotation, molecular function: syntaxin binding; SNAP receptor activity. Gene Ontology annotation, cellular component: plasma membrane; SNARE complex. NCBI's taxonomy places the organism in Eukaryota, Metazoa, Arthropoda, Insecta, Diptera, Culicidae. Gene Ontology annotation, biological process: vesicle fusion; vesicle-mediated transport. Bases 222 to 587 code for a protein of 121 amino acids. The record is from RefSeq and is a predicted model, not a curated record.